Messenger RNA from Zerene cesonia (dogface butterfly), 2094 nucleotides. Its product is annotated as peroxidase-like. Bases 12 to 2018 code for a protein of 668 amino acids. The transcript is spliced from 12 exons. Lineage: Eukaryota; Metazoa; Arthropoda; Insecta; Lepidoptera; Pieridae. Gene Ontology annotation, biological process: response to oxidative stress. The record is from RefSeq and is a predicted model, not a curated record. Gene Ontology annotation, molecular function: heme binding; peroxidase activity.
AUUUUCUAGUCAUGAAAGCAGUUGAUUUCAAAGGUUCGCGUGAACAAGUUAUAGAAGGAAAAAUGAAUAAUUUAUUCGGGAUUUUCGUUUUUAUAUCGAUAUUUUUGCACGUGAAUGGUGAUCUGUUUGACAGAUAUAGCGGAAUGAAAUUUGACGAGCCGAAUGCGAGGGAACUUCGGAUAAAGAAAUACGCGGACAAAUGCUCAAUAGACAUAACGCCUUGCGCUGCCCAUGAGGUCAGCCGAGUGAGUGGUACAUGCAACAAUUACAAGCAUCCUGCGUCCGGUGCCGCUAGAAGACCGUAUUUACGACUGCUCCAACCGGAAUAUGCUAAUCAGCAUGAAAUACGCAAUGGCAAAGAUGGUAAAUCGCUUCCAUCCGCCAGAACAGUGCGGGCAAGCCUCAAACAAUCUUCAUCAUCGAGUUACUUGCAAGACAAAAACCUGUUUAACGUCGCCACUUUUCAUUUUAUGGAGUUAAUACGGAAAGAUGUCAGUGCCUUAAAUGGACCCUUGGACUACCUCAGAAAACGGCAGAAUUGUUGCACCCCGGCAGCCGAACAGGACCCGCGGUGUCUCCCAAUACACGUAGAAAACGACCCUUAUCUCAAAGGAAUAGACUGUCUUAACUUCUCGAGAGCAGAAACUUUCCAAGACCUAGGGUGUACACACGACGCGGUCCCCGCACAGGUAAACUACCAAACACCUCUCUUAGAUUUGUCCACAGUGUAUGGUGUGGAUGAAAAGUCAUUGAAAGAAUUGCGUUCGUUCAAAAAUGGAACUUUGACGUUGGAGAUGCGUGGAAAUCGAUAUCUACCCGCAAACAACGGAACUGAUUGUUUCCUGUAUAACGACGACGAGACUUGCUACACAAUUGGUUUACCAAAAGAAGCAACGUUAGACCUUCGCACCACUACUUUCGUUAUAUUCUUCAUGCGAGAACACAACCGCCUGGCAAAGAUUCUGCAGGAACUGAAUCCUUGCUGGAAAGACGAUAGAUUGUUCAAAGUUGCACGGCAAAUCAAUAUCGCAACGGCCUCCAAUAUAUUUUUAUACGAACUCCUCCCCAGGAUAUUGGGUUACCAAAACAUGUUGACCUACGAUUUGAUAUCAAGCUUUGCGGAACAUGUAUCAGCUUAUGAUGAACUGAAGGAACCUGGUGUGUAUGCUGAAUUCGACAUAGCAAUGCGGUUCUUUAAAACAUAUCUUGGAGAGAAGAUUGAAAAAUAUAAUGAAAAUUACGAAAACGUCGGUGAAAUAGAAUUAAGCGCAAGUUCAUCUUUGCAAAAACUGCUCGAGGAUGAUAAAAACUUCGAUGAAAUCAGCCGAGGGACUUUUUUCCAAAGCGCUGGAGAGACAUAUGAUAAAAAGAUAUCGAAUGUUUCCGCAAAUCAACAAGUACAUGAUCAAGUUUCUCUCGACAUACAAAGAGGACGAGAUUUAGGUAUACAGGGAUACAAUGCAUAUAGAAACUUUUGUGGAUUGAAAGCGGCUAAAGAUUUCUAUGGCCUCACCGAUGUUAUCGAUGGAGAGAAAGUAGAAAUACUAAAGAAACUGUAUAACGACGUAGACGACAUUGAUCUAUUGGUUGGGAUUAUGAGUGAAAAUAAUAUCGAAGGCACACUCGUCGGCCCAACACUUUUUUGCAUCAUGGUCAAGCAAAUCCAAUUAUUCAGAUUCUCCGACCGAUUUUGGUUCGAGAGGGGAGAUAAUUAUCAUAGUUUUACUUUUUCUCAAUUACGCGAGAUCAGAAGGACUAACAUGGCUCGGUUCGCCUGUGACAACGUGGAAGCUAUCAAAUUCAUACAACCUCACGCCCUGUUAGCUACCACACACUGGAACUCACCACUGCCAUGUUCACAUAUAACUGGACCAAAUCUAGCUGAAUGGAGGGAUGCCAGCUGCAAAGAAAAUGGUGAAAUUGAGACGAAAUUCCUAAAAUACAAUUACCCUAAUCGAAAUGAGUUCCCGGAAUAUUCGUCUUUCCUUAAUGAUAUUUUGUCAUCUGUGCAUUUAUAAUUAUAAAUAAUAUGGUAUACAUUAUCAAUUUUAUUAUGAGUAAGAAAAAAGAUAAAUAAAUAACUGUGCCUCAUUA